UAGAUUAUAUAUGGCAAAUCUGUUUAUCUCAAGAACAAACGUGUUUGAAAAUGAAUUGCAUGGUAUGCUCAGUCAAGAAAUUACCUAACGAAUUUCCGCCUUACACAAUCGCAGAAGAAUGUGAGCACGCACCAGUUAUCUGCUUAAGGUGCACGAUAAGUCAUGUUGAGAAAACAAACAAGUGUCCAUAUCCUGGAUGUAAUCAAGAUGUGAAAGAGGAUGAUUCGAAACUUAACUUCUUCCGAGCAAUGGUUAACACAAUGUUCAAGGAAUAUGAGGAAGUACCAGAGGAGCACAUUGAUACACCAAAGGAUUCUGUAAAUGGCUACAUUACAAUCAUUACCUUAACAGGUCACUCCAUUUAUGUUGCCUAUGACUCUUCCAUGACUAUAAUUGAUUUGAAAUCUAAGAUUGCUGCAAAAGAAAAGUACCCAUUUGAGAAGCAAAAACUGUUGUAUCAAAACACAGAGCUUAAGAAUUACAAAGGGCAAAAGAUUACGACACUUUCACAUUUUGGAAUAAAGGCGAAUACCGCGUUAUAUCUGAUUAUCCGUCUAUAUACUUUUCCUAAUGAAUUAGACGAGGUUGUGUUUUAUUUAUCUUGGGAGUAUCACUCGAAAAGCAAAAUGGAAAGAAAUCGUGAUUUCCUGGAUGUAUCAUGUUUUGUUUAUGGUUCUGAAGAGUUUCAAUAUCUAUGUGACGAAAGAAUGCAAAGUCCUAAAAAUUGGAUAAAACAUUCCGGUCAUAAAAUGGACGAAAAAAUGAAAAAAGGACACCAGACAAUCGAAGUUUCACUGAAAAAAAUACCAAGUGACGCACAAAAUAUUUUUUUCUCUCUCAGCACUUUCAACUCAAAAGAUAUAUCAGCUUUUAAAGGUCCAAGUAUUAAGUUAUACAAGAAAGGAAAACCGUCGCAAUGUUUGUGUGAAAGAACUUUCCAAACCAAGAAAGAUUCUCUGCAGGCUCUCCUUAUGUGUAGUGUUUCUCGAAAUGAUGACGGUAACUGGGAAGUCACUGAGCUUGGUAAGCCGUGUAAAGGAAAUGUAAAAGAGUACGAUCUUAUCUAUGAAACAAUAGAAGGUAUUCUUCGUACAAUGGCAGUGAAAUCAGACGAAUGAUUAAAAAAACUAUACUAGAAAAACGCGAUCCACUCAAAAGAAGUUUAAGUGACUUUCAUUCACAUGUCUCCCUCUGAUGUAUUCUUCUUACUUUCUCUAUCAUUUUUGUCCUAAUAAUUCAUUCUUUUAUUCAUUUUUCACCUUUGUGUUACUUAAAUUAAAUGUAAACUAACUGCUGUAUUCUUUUGUUUUUUUUCUCUUGCAUUUGCUUAAUAUGCUUUAAACCUGGGACUGAUAAUGUAUCUUUCUGUCCCGGUUUAAAAUGGCAUUUACAUUUAAAGAUUAUCACAAAGUAAAUAAUUUUUAUUUGAAUAGAUGAAUUAUAAAAGUAAGCCAGUUACAUUCAGAGUACUUUAAUAGUUACCUAUAUACAAUGUGUAGUUUUGUUUUAAUUUUUAAUGAUUCAAUCUAACAAUCUCAGAAAGCCGAUACGUUCAUAUACUAUUGAUUAUUGUAAGAGAUUAGAUAUUUUGCAUGAAAUAUCGUCAAGUGGACUUCUACUUAGUUUGCUCAAAUUUCAGUACUUGGGUCAAAAUGGUCCUGGUUUGGGGGUCAUUGGUUUUCUUAUAUAUAAUAUCAACAGUUUUUGAACAAUGAGAGGGAGAGCGUGUCCAGUUCUGUUUUGAAUAAUCCCCUCACAAAGUUUACAAACCGAGAUGUGUCCAUCUAGCUGUUUAAUUAAUCAAUAAGCUAUAAGAUCGAGGUUUCAUUUGUCCACAUCUUUAGUAACAGUUCUUGUCUCUUUUCAUUGGUUACAUCAUUAUAUUUCCCUAAAUUUAGCUUUAUCUUCUGAUUGUAAUAAAUCUUCUUAUUUAUUCAUACAAGGUCUAGUUAAAACGCUUGAUAAAUCCUCUUCGGAUAACUUGAUAACAUAGAGAUACUGGAAUAAAAUGUCAAUCAUCUUCUAUUACUUGUGAGGUACAUAGUUGACAUAAUCUUUCAUUUUUUUGUGCUCAAUUAUGUCCGUAUCACCAGGUUUCAAUGCUUAAGUUAUAAGCAGAUAUUCUAAUUCUUCAAAUAUACAUAUGUAUACUCUGCAAUCAAUGAU
Messenger RNA from Ruditapes philippinarum (Manila clam), 2166 nucleotides. RefSeq lists its product as uncharacterized. The record is from RefSeq and is a predicted model, not a curated record. The coding region runs from base 51 to 1118 and encodes 355 amino acids. The transcript has 3 exons. NCBI's taxonomy places the organism in Eukaryota, Metazoa, Mollusca, Bivalvia, Venerida, Veneridae. Gene Ontology annotation, molecular function: protein binding.